Clarias gariepinus (North African catfish) is the source of this 699-nucleotide messenger RNA. RefSeq names its product transmembrane protein 107 like (gene tmem107l). The transcript has 5 exons. The coding region runs from base 7 to 429 and encodes 140 amino acids. Gene Ontology annotation, cellular component: MKS complex. Gene Ontology annotation, biological process: non-motile cilium assembly; protein localization to ciliary transition zone. The record is from RefSeq and is a predicted model, not a curated record. Lineage: Eukaryota; Metazoa; Chordata; Actinopteri; Siluriformes; Clariidae.
AGUGCGAUGUGGGCGAUAAGCAGUCUGGUUCCGGCCCGAUUCCUCACCCUUAUUGCUCACCUAGUCCUAGUCAUCAGUAUAUUCUGGUCAAGGGAGAACAAUGUGAAAGCUUGUCUGCCGUUGACGUAUACCGUCGAAGAAUAUAAUUUAGAGGACAUAAGGCUGGUGGUGGGCUUAUCCGUGACCCUGGGGCUGUUUGCUUUAGAACUCGCCGGGUUUUUCUCCGGAGCCUCCAUGUUCGACAACAAUCAAGGACUUUUAUCUACAGCGUGUCAUGCAAGCGGCUCUGUUGCACUGCUUUUCUUUCUGUUUGAGCAGUGGACUUGUAGCAUCUACUGGUGGAUCUUCGGCUUCUGCAGUGUAAUCCCAGCCUUGUAUGAGAUGAUCCUGCUUAUUGCUGUUUUUGGUCUGAAGAAGAAGCCACUAUGAAUGCACCAGUGGUAACAAAAUCUCCUUUAUGGGAUAACUGAAGAUUAUGUUGCCAAGCAACAGGGCUUUCUCUGGUCUGUGUAAAAGUAGAAUAUAAUAUGUUAAAUCUAAUAAUAAUAUUAAUAUUAUUAUUAAUAUUAUUAUUAUUAGAUUUAGUGUUCAGAGGACCAAAAGUGGAAUUUGAAUAGUGAGGAUUUUUUUACCUUGUGUUUUAUCUGGUGCAUCAAUAAUUUGUACUGAUUUAUAUACGUUUUCUAAUAAAAUAUUUUU